Molecule: messenger RNA, 2595 nt
Organism: Drosophila ananassae
Lineage: Eukaryota; Metazoa; Arthropoda; Insecta; Diptera; Drosophilidae
Product: ribosomal protein S6 kinase delta-1
Exons: 3
Coding region: 132-2138 (668 amino acids)
Biological process (GO): protein phosphorylation
Molecular function (GO): ATP binding; phosphatidylinositol binding; protein kinase activity
Source: RefSeq, a predicted model, not a curated record
UGUGUUGCCAAUGCAGCUAUCAUACAAAAUUUGGUCACACUGUACCAAGUUGCGAAAAAAAAAUUGGGGGAAAACAUUUGAUAGGAAACGGAAAUAUGCUUAUCAAAUAAACCGCCACUUGCAACAGCAGGAUGAGUCUCAAUCUGGGGGGCUGGAUACACAGUUUCACUGUGACGGACACCCAGGAGCACAAGGGAGGAUACACAAUCUAUAAAAUAACAUCGAUUGUCUUCCCCCGAUCGGUGCCCCAGGCCCUGACCUGCCUAGUAGUGUGGAAACGAUUCCAUGAUGUGAAAAGGCUUCACAAAGAAUUGAGCCGACGCCACAAGAGCAUGCAACUACCGGGAAAGCUGCCCGUGCCCACGGAUAGCAGUUACUUCAAACGAUUUGAUGCGGUGGUCAUUCAACGGCGAAAGGAAUACAUCUUGCAGCUCCUUGACUUUGCGGCGCAGCAUCCCGCGUUGUAUAAAUGCGCUACCUUCACUCAGUUCUUUCAGGAGCAACCUUCGCCAAACGGGUCGCCCCUUAAAAAGCUCUAUGUAGAGAGAUCUUUGAGGCUGGGUCAUGAGAACAGUUGCACUGGAACCAUGGGAAAUGGCGGUGCCGGGGCCAUAGCCGAUAUUUGCGAUAAACUUGAUCUGCCUUACGACCCACGUAAUGCCGAGGAAACCUCUACGGAUGCACGCUGGGAUAAGGAUAAGGCAAACGACAAGGAUGUCGAGCUUGGAACAGAACCCAAACCUGUUGCAGAGUCGAAGCCGGAUGAGAUUUCCAAUAAGCGGGACUAUCUGCGCCUUCUGACGCCCAUGGCCUCUAUUGAAAAAGAAGAUAGUGACUACAUAUACGAGGCGGCCCUGGAGUUCAGCCAUGCCGUCCAGGCGGAGGUCAAUUUGGAGUAUGCCGAAGCCCACCAUCAUUAUAAGCAUGGGGUGGAUCUUUUGCUCAAUGGAUCGAAACAAGACGCCAACGAGGAGAGGAAGUAUAUAGCCAAGGCCAAGAUAGCCAAGUAUUUAGCCCGUGCGGAGGAGAUCCACGCCAAUUUUUUGGCAAUAAAUUGCCCAACAAAGAAGCUGCAAUUUCAGCUCUCCCUUGACUUGACCGAUAAUGGUUGUGUUGCGCAGUUGGAGUGCCCUUGGAACCAGCUGGCCCGGUACAAGGUGCUGCAGGUGCUCCAGGAACGGGUGAUGCAGGUUCAGAGCGUGACAAAACCUCAGCAACCCGCGGCCAUCAUGAAAGGUAUUGAAAAGCCGGCUAGUCACUCGCUUACCCAAAGCAUAUUUCUGCCUCAGCAAGUUCCGUACAUGGUUCAACUACUGGCCUAUUUCCAGUCUGAGCAAAAGAUAUUCUUGCUCUUACGACAGGCAGAAGGCGGCAGACUGUACGACUAUUUGCAGAGCUACACCCCAACAGGCAGCAAGAGUGCCAAUUACGGAGAGCUUUUUCCAGCGGAGACGGAACAGGAGGAGCAGCAACAGCUCUCCGCCGACAGCGACGUCAGCGAUUUGGUGCGAAGCUCCCAACAGUUGCUUAGGUCAGUUUCGAAUACGUUAAGUAACUUGCAAGCUGGUAUCCCAACACCUAAAAAGCUAAAGUCCGAUGCUUCGCGUAUACGGAGCAAGCCCAUUCCAGAGCAGUGUCUGCGGCAGUGGGCCUGCGAGCUCGCCAUUGCCAUACACAGCCUGCAUGGAAAGGGCGUCAUCCUGCGAGACCUGCACAUGGCUAACAUCCUUUUGGGCGCCAAGGGGCAGUUACUACUGACUUACUUCUACCAAAAUGAAGGCCUCAGCUCGGACGACAACUAUGUGCACAAGGCACUCAGCUUCGAAGCGCUAGCCAAUCACUUUGUGGCCCCAGAAAGACCUUUGAGUUUUCGAUCCGAUUGGUGGAGCUACGGUGUGGUGCUCUACCAGUUGCUAUUGGGAGUGCCUUAUAAAGCUACACAUCCAGGCCAGCUGGAGCUUUAUGGAUGUGUUCAGUAUCCGGGUGAUUCCAUCGACAUUUCCGAAAAUGCCAGGGACCUCUUGGAACAGUUAUUGGAAAUAACACCCGAGCAUCGUUUGGAUUACGAUCAGUUACAAGCACAUCCAUUCUUCAAAGGCAUUGAUUGGCAGGCAGUUUUGAAACAAGGAACAGCCUAACUGUUCCCAUCAUACCAGUUACUUUUUAUUUAUUAUUUUAUUAUAUUAUUUUAUCUUUUGCCGAUUCGGUUGUAAAACAACUGAAUUUAGAGCUUUUGAUAUUGACUACGAAUCUUCAAUACAUUCAAGCUAUUCCCACCAUUUUUUUCCUAUUUGAAAGUGUAACAUCUAUGAUUCCCAUAAUAAUACUUUAUGCACCUUGUUUUUACAUUUUAAGCUUUGUUUCUGUUUGGAACUUAUUAGUCAGUAAUUGGUACAAAAUACGAUUUAUUCAUAUGUCUAUUAUAUACACUGGCGAAAUGUCCUAGAGUACGAUACAAUAACGUAACUUAAAUUAACUUAAUUUUAGGUACAACAAAUUUUUAAACGAAUAUACAAAGCGGAUAAAUUAGUAAGUAGUAACUUUAUAAAGCCGAAUGAGCUAAUAUACAAUACAGAAAGAAUUUUAUUGUCUAAA